GAGCAGCAAUUACAAGCAAGCAAUCAAGAGCCCGACUCCUGUCGACCAGACUGCAAGCACAGAGCUUCGUCCUGGCUAUCUUUCUUCCAUCUUCUUCAACGGGCCAACGGUUCUCGUCGUUCGAAAGGGAUCGGAAUGUACGUAUGACGAGCUCUCUACCUCUGCUGUAUUUGUUUCUUCAUGUUCAAUAUUCGUUGUUCUUGUUUGCUUUCUUAUUUACUUCCUUCUGUUUUGAUUUGCCCUUCAACCAUGGCAUCUACUCGGCUCUGGUCAGCCAAGUACCAUCUCCUUCUCGCCGCGAAUGUUGGAAAAAAACCUCAUGUCAGUUGCUGAUUGUAGGGUCACGCGCUACAGACGUCCCUGUAUUUCUAAUCCAUAGGCAAGCCGUCAAUUCACAUCUGAAUUACCAAGCAAGAACAGACAGGUUCCAGUCCAGCCCCAGGGCACACAGCAAGCGAACCAUAUCAUCAUGGCCGAGGAGGAGUUUGAGAUUGAUGUCUACGGCGACUCGGCUAAUGACCAAGAGCACAACGAUCACAACGACCACGGCGACCACGAGCAGCAUGCCUAUGAAGGCGAGCAAGGCCAAAACGGCGAGGAGCACCAUGAAGACUACCAUGAAGAGCACAGAGAAGACAACAUGGAUGAUGGACCCCACGAGGUACAGCCUGCCAGUCCUCCUCCUCAGCCGCGUCCCCAGCAAGGCGUAAAGCGCAAGGAGGGCUCUGACGAGCGCCCCGUGGAUCCUGGCGCCACCACUGCGCUUCUAGUAUCAGAACUCAACUGGUGGACCACGGACGAUGACAUCCGUGGCUGGGUGUGGCAAGCCGGCUGCGAGGGCGAGCUGAAAGACAUCACGUUUAGCGAACACAAGGUCAACGGCAAGAGCAAGGGUCAAGCAUACAUUGAGUUCACCUCGCAGCAAGCAGCUACUGCCACCAAGCAUCGCAUUGACGCACUUGCCGAUGAGUACAACCAGCCCGGUCAGAAACGACACACAGUUAUCUACUCGUCUCCCGCCCACAACCCUUUCCGCACUCUGCCGAAAGACGCCCCGAACCGCGCUCCUAAGGAUACGCAGGGUCGGGUGGCCCCAGGCCCGGGGUAUAACGACCGUGGCGGCAAUUUCACCCCAAACUCCAACUUUGGUUUCCGCGGCGGCCGCGGCGGCUUCGGCGCCCGUGGUGGCGGUAUGAACCAGGGUGGUUUCAACCGCAACUUCUCGGGACCCAACAUGAACGCCUUCAAUGCUAACAAUAUGGGUUUCAACAACCCCAUGGGUGGAGGCGGCUUCGCCGGAGGAGCUUUCAACCGAGGCGGCAUGAUGGGCGGUGGCAUGCGCGGUGGUAUGCGCGGCGGCCGUGGCGGCGGUAUGAACAUGAUGGGCGGUAUGCCCAUGGGAGGUGGAAUGCCCAUGGGAGGUAUGGCUGGGCCGAUGGGCGGCAUGGGCAUGAUGGGCGGUGCAAUGGGCGGCGGCAUGGGUGCCGGGAUGGGCGCUGGUAUGCCCGGCUUCCAGGGCAUGCAGCCGCAAUUCAACCCAGCUUUCUUCGGUGGCGGCAACCAGUCGAAUGAGUGGCAGAACCCACACGGCGCCAAGAGAGCCAGGGGCGAGUAGGGCAGCUUCCCGGCACCUAGGCGCUAGCUGCAGCCGAUCCUCCGUUGCGAAAUCACCUUGACUCGACGCCUGUUGUCGUUUCUCAAGGGACAAUUGCCAUGGGUGGUUGAACCUGUCACACGACAUUACAGCAUCGUACCUGCUGGACCACCUCAUCGAAGAUACAGCUUUCCACUUUCAUAACGCACCCACAUUUGCGGGCAGCAUCAAACCCGCCGUUUGCCUCACCUCCAAAAUAAGGGUUCUCAUGCUGCACC
Canariomyces notabilis is the source of this 1872-nucleotide messenger RNA. RefSeq lists its product as uncharacterized. Gene Ontology annotation, biological process: mRNA alternative polyadenylation. The transcript has 3 exons. Lineage: Eukaryota; Fungi; Ascomycota; Sordariomycetes; Sordariales; Chaetomiaceae. Gene Ontology annotation, cellular component: mRNA cleavage and polyadenylation specificity factor complex. The record is from RefSeq and is a predicted model, not a curated record. The coding region runs from base 470 to 1615 and encodes 381 amino acids. Gene Ontology annotation, molecular function: mRNA binding.